AAGCAGAGGGAUGCCUCUAUUUAGCUGGAUAUAAUCUUAGUUAUGUGUAAUGAUGGGUCCAGUAAUAAGCUAUCUCCAGUUGUGAUACUACCCUAACUUUGUAAUGGAAAAAUACAGGCCUGGACUCGCAUUGGUAGUAACAUGAUGUUCAAGCACGGCAGCACAUUAUAUAUCACGAGGAACUGUUUCAGCUUUUAUCUGUAACUAGAUUUGUAUUGUUGAGACGUGAUAUGUGCAGAAUUAGACUCUUGUAUUAACGGUGCAGUUAAGUUUAAUCAUCUUUUGCAUGCGACUUAACAUGGUCGGAUGGGCGGCUGAGCAAAGCUUCCGCUCCCGUGUUUAACGAUGUGCUGGCUUGUCCUGAAGUGGAGACAGACACACAGAGAGCAGGCUGUAGCCGUGUUAGCAAACAGGAUUAGCUGGGAGGUUAGCUUGGCAUCAUGGCUAUGUAGCCUCGUCUCUGCUGGAUAGCUGCUAACAUCAGCAAGGCCGCCAUCAGAGUCGUGUGUGUGUAUGUGUGUGUAUGUGUGCGGUUUGCUGGGUGCAGCCACAUAGAGGAAGGCUUCAUGGUAUUCUAGCUAUCAAAAGCAGACAUUUAAUAACCUCACCGAAAGCUUUUUGCUGGGUUAAUGUGACCCAUACUGAAUCUACUGGAAGGACUUGAGUGUUACAUGGAUUCUAAUGCGAGUAAAAGGUACUCUUUCCCGGGCUUUUCGCGCAGCAUUCAUCGCCCUCACGGUUAGCCAUCUUUGUUUCAGCUAGCCAACUUCUGGUGACCGUGUGCUAACCUACAUUAGCUUACGACGUCGUCCUCACUGAUAUCGCAUCUUAUAUGAUGCAUUUAACCAGUCGCUGUAAUAUAAUAUUUGCAAUGGGAAACGUUUUAAAUCAUUAUAUUUUAUGCCUAUCCCGAAUGGCUCUUAAUUCAAUGUGUUUUUGAAGGGCGGAAGCUAACGUGGCUAACGUUAGCUAGCGGCAGCCAUCUUAGGCGAGCAUGUAAUCUUGGCUAGCUGGAAGUGCUGGUGUGGCACAACAAGAUGGCCUGUUAAUACUCGCACAAGGAGAGUUUCCGCGUCGGUGGUUGUGUCAUAAAUUGCACCAAAUUACUUGACUCGAUUCCUCUUUUUAAUGACUGCUCACUGACAACAGCAACAGCGCUGCGCUAAACAAAACCGAGCUCUAUAAACCCGAUUCUCUUUUGAGUCAUCGCCCGGCAGGAAAACGGAGGUCGUGGGGCUGGAGUGUGUUCUCAUGGCCGAGUCAGAGACUGAAUGUGACACACCCGGCCUUGACACACUUGGGUCGGAGUGUGUCAUAGCCCACAGCCAUGUCGACCUUCACUAUGGAGCAGAAACUGAGAUCAUGACAGAGGAAAAACGUGGAUUAGAGCUUGAGAUCCAUGGCUCAGACUUAAAGAUCCAAGGACUGGGGACAGAGCUCGGAGCUGUAGCCUGUGUGGAUGCAAUUGUGGCUGAGACAGACCAUGAUUACAUUAAAGUGGAACAUGGUGAGAUGCAUUGUUUCACAGCAGCAGAGAUCAAGACGUCGGGAAAUGAAGCUCUGCUUGGGGAGGUGCUGCUUAAAGCCGAAAGCGAGCAUGUGGUUAAAGUGGAGUCUGACCAUGGAGGAGAGUUGACAGUGGAGUCUGAGAAUGGUGUCAUCAUACACGAAGCCCAUGGCCUGCAGUGCAACGAGUGUGGAGAGAUUUUUGGCAGCAUAGCUGAUCUUCACCAACACUUUGAGAUCCAUAAGGACCUCAACCCUUACAUCUGUGUCCACUGUGGUGAGAGCUUUGCAGUGGAGGCUAGCCUCAAGCAGCACAUGAAGAUUCACAUGAAAGAAAAGCCCUAUGUUCCCCCAGGAGUUGAGAUCAUGGGCAAAGAUGUUAUUGAUGCCUUCAGCCUCAAGUCUCAUCAGAUGAUCCAUUUACCAGACAAACCCCACAGAUGCUCAGAGUGUGGUAAGAGCUUUGCAGCUGCAAUCACCCUCAGAGAACACAUGAAGAUGCAUUCAGAGGACAAGCCCUAUAAGUGCACCCAGUGUAGGAAGAGCUUUGUCCGCAGAAGGCAUCUGAAAAAGCACCAAGAGGUCCAUGCACGUGAGAAGCCAUAUACCUGCGGCCAGUGUGGCAAAGGCUUUGCUACAACUUCCAACCUGAAGCAGCAUCAGAAGACCCACGCUACAGUUGUGCUCGGAGACAAACCCCACCGGUGCACACAGUGUGGAAAGUGUUUUGCAGCUGCAGCCACUUUGAGGGAGCACCAGAGGAUUCACUCGGGGGAGAAGCCAUACAAAUGUAACAUGUGCAGGAAGAGCUUUGUCCGCAAACGCCAUCUGAAGAAGCACCAGCAAGUACAUGCCGGCGGGAAGCCCUACACCUGCAGACAUUGCAACAAGGGCUUUAAUCACUCCUCUUCUCUCUCUCGCCACCACAAGACCCACCUGCAGAACCCAGUGUUUUCUCCCCCUCAGCCUGGAAAAACCUUGUCCUAUGGCACUCCCCCGAAGCAGAGAGUACACCAGCAGGGAGACAAGCCCUACAUGUGCCACCACUGUGACAAGGGCUUCAAUCAUUCCUCUUCCCUGUCCAGACACCAAAGAGUCCACUCAGAGGGAAAGAGUUACACCUGCGCCCACUGUGGUAAAAGAUUCAAUCACUCCUCGUCCCUUGCAAGGCAUCAGAGAGUUCACUUGGAGAACAAACAGCAACAACAGCAGCAGCCACAACCACCGCAGCCACAACCGCAGCAGUACAGCACCAUGCCCUCAGGGAAGGGAUUCCCCAACAACGCCUUCCCAAAACAGCGCAUCCUGUCAGUGGAAAAACCAUACAGGUGCACUCAGUGUGGAAAAGGCUUUAACCAUUCAUCUUCCCUCUCUAGACAUCAUAGAAUCCAUGUAGAUCAGUGAGCCCCCUCUCCCACUCUCACAUGCUGUCCCAUGCAAGCGCACACAUCCCUGCUCCCCCGUUUCUGUUAUAACAAUGUUCCCAUCAUUGAUAUCACCACACCACAAGAAACAUCAGGCCAACUUCUAUAGACAAAAGUGGUCAGAUCAGCACAUUGCUAUGUUGAAGUGGAGCAGUUAAGAAUAAAUGGACAGAAACACAAGUCUUCAAAAGGAAAAGGCUUGGCCUGAAGGACUGAGUAACCUAUAAUUCAGAGCUGAACCCGGGACUUGUUCUCGGUUUGAAGAGGGUAUAAUACUAGCUUCUGAAGGAAUUCUUGUUUGUGAUUGUGCUCCACUUGCUCCAGGACCUCUUUUUUGAACACUUUUAAAAGAAAAAAAUGUGAUUUGAAGAUCUACAUGAUAAAUUGUUACCUGGGGAUAAUAUGCUUCACCUUCUGGUUAGUCUUUUUGAUACAAGAAUUCAGUUAUUGUACCUUCAGGUGGGCACAUGCGCUUUUCAGCUGCAACUUUAUCCAAGGCUACCAACACAAUUGGUGAACAAGAACUGUUGUCUCAAUUUAAAUAGUUACCUUUUUCACCCACAUAAUCCAUGUGAAGCAAAUGACAAAAAUCCAAUGUAAAUAUUUACUGAUUUCAUUUAUAUAUAUAUAUCUAUAUAUAUGUAUAGGUGACUAGUGUGGCUGUCCCGAAAGAUUACAUUUUUGAUAGUAAGAUCCACUUUGUCUCCACUUUUUUUUCCUUUUAUGACUUUAAUUUGUUAUAAAUGUUGGAGAUAAACAUGUUGCAGGUGUUCUCAUGCAGCUUGUUCUUGAAUUUGGGCUCCAUCAGACACGAGCCAUGUUGUAUAUUUAUGAGGUUGUUUUCUUGUAUGUCUACGAUAAGUUAGCACCGCUGCAUUAGACUGUACAGAGAGCAAUACUGGCUGACACCCUGAUUCUAUUAUGGCAUGCAAUUUAGCCAUAAGAAAAUGCAUAAUAGAAAAUAAAAAUCUACUGGGUAGCAUAUUACAACAUGACCUGUGUCCUAAUUAUUUACUGUGCGGUUUCCUCUGUACCCCAGCACCAAAUGUACAUGAAAUGCAACAUCUCACUUUGUUUAUUUCUUUGGAGACUAAUUCAAUUACCUGUGUAUAGAAUAUAGGUAACUGUUGUUCGCGUUGAUCUGCAAACUAUCACAAUUUGAUCUAAAAGGUUGUGCAUACUAAAAAACAAAAA
Scomber japonicus (chub mackerel) is the source of this 4124-nucleotide messenger RNA. RefSeq lists its product as uncharacterized. Lineage: Eukaryota; Metazoa; Chordata; Actinopteri; Scombriformes; Scombridae. The transcript is spliced from 2 exons. Bases 1252 to 2910 code for a protein of 552 amino acids. The record is from RefSeq and is a predicted model, not a curated record.